AGCCAUAAUUAUACAAUUCAGUUUUUUUCAGUAUCAUCAGUUUUGUGUAAUUCAUGUGUAUGUCCUCAAGAUAAAAAGGUAGAAAAACUGUUAACAGUCGUAACUCUCAGCCAUGUGGAUACCCAUGACCCUGUUACGCAGAGACAUAGAAAGCGCUGUUGUCCGUACAAUUUUGAUGGUAAAAAAUGUAGAGUGGUAGGCGAUCGGUACAUAUGUGGCUAUAACAUGAACGUUAAUAAUCCAAAUAGUAAUGAGAUUAAGGAUUUGGGUAAUGGAUGUAAACUACGACAUGGAAGAUUAGAAUGUGGUUAUGAUCAGGCGCCAUACGUUAAUUUAAGAAGACCCCCUGCUGUAGAUUAUCAUAGUGGUAACAAUGAUAAUAAUGAUAAAAACGAUAAACAUGAUAACAAGGAUAAAAACCGUAAUGAAAGCGCAGAGGGUUUAGACGAAAAAGAAGAAAAUGUAGAGAAUGAUGAAAAGCUAAAAUUGCAUGUUACUAUCUCUUCAAAUCAUUUUACCCGAUGUCUUGAAGUAAAAGAUCGUAUUGUAUGUCGGCAUGUAUAAAGUUGUGAUGAAAUGUUA
Molecule: messenger RNA, 582 nt
Organism: Danaus plexippus (monarch butterfly)
Lineage: Eukaryota; Metazoa; Arthropoda; Insecta; Lepidoptera; Nymphalidae
Exons: 1
Source: RefSeq, a predicted model, not a curated record